Messenger RNA from Felis catus (domestic cat), 997 nucleotides. RefSeq names its product dynactin subunit 6. Gene Ontology annotation, cellular component: dynactin complex. Lineage: Eukaryota; Metazoa; Chordata; Mammalia; Carnivora; Felidae. Gene Ontology annotation, molecular function: dynein complex binding. Gene Ontology annotation, biological process: mitotic spindle organization. Bases 55 to 627 code for a protein of 190 amino acids. The transcript has a single exon. The record is from RefSeq and is a predicted model, not a curated record.
AAAUAAAUAAAACAGGUGUCGAUCUCCGCUCCAACUGGAGACAGGGUCCAAACCAUGGCGGAGAAGGCUCAAAAGAGUGUGAAGAUUGCUCCUGGAGCAGUUGUAUGUGUAGAAAGUGAAAUCCGGGGUGAUGUAACCAUAGGACCUAGGACAGUGAUCCACCCUAAAGCACGGAUUAUUGCGGAAGCCGGGCCAAUAGUGAUUGGGGAAGGUAACCUAAUAGAAGAACAGGCGCUUAUCAUAAAUGCUCACCCUGAUAAUAUCACCCCUGAUGCUGAAGAUCCAGAACCAAAACCUAUGAUCAUUGGCACCAAUAAUGUGUUUGAAGUUGGCUGUUAUUCCCAAGCCAUGAAAAUGGGAGAUAAUAAUGUUAUUGAAUCAAAAGCAUAUGUGGGCAGAAAUGUAAUCCUGACAAGUGGUUGCAUCAUUGGGGCUUGCUGUAACCUGAAUACAUUUGAGGUCAUCCCUGAGAAUACAGUGAUCUAUGGUGCAGACUGCCUUCGUAGGGUGCAGACUGAGCGACCACAGCCCCAGACACUACAGCUGGAUUUCCUGAUGAAAAUCUUGCCAAACUACCACCACCUAAAGAAGACUAUGAAAGGAAGCUCAACUCCAGUUAAGAACUAAGAACAAUAUACAACAUCAAGAUAACAGUUUGUCUUUGACCACUGUCUUUUGAGAGGGCCACAGUGUUUAUGCACUCUUAGCAAUUCACAGAUUGAUACAUGUUGACUUUAUUUUAUAAAAUUGAGUCAGAGAGGAAAGUAAUGGAUUUUCAUUAUAACUGUCCUCUGUAAUUACAUAAAAUGCAUUAUUUUCCUAUAUCCUUACUCCUUUUCUGAGAAUUUGCAGGUUUGGUUUAUUUUUCUUUUGUCAUAUGUUGGCCAUGAUUUUAGUUGUGUAAAAGAUUCCCUGUGAUAAGAAAGGGCAUAUUACUAUGUAUUUAUAUUCUAGCAUAUGUUGUAUUCAAUAAAAAUGCUAGUGAUGGGAAAAAAAA